UGAGCCGGGUCCAAGAUGGCGGCAGGGGUGGCCGGGUGGGGGGUUGAGGCAGAGGAGUUCGAGGGCCCUGAUGUGGAGCCGCUGGAGCCCACGCUUAGCAACAUCAUCGAGCAGCGCAGCCUUAAGUGGAUCUUCGUUGGGGGCAAGGGUGGCGUUGGCAAGACCACCUGCAGCUGCAGCCUAGCAGUCCAGCUCUCCAAAGGGCGGGAGAGUGUUCUGAUCAUCUCUACAGACCCAGCCCACAACAUCUCUGAUGCAUUUGACCAGAAGUUCUCCAAGGUGCCUACCAAGGUCAAAGGCUAUGACAACCUCUUCGCCAUGGAGAUUGACCCCAGCCUGGGCGUGGCAGAGCUGCCGGACGAGUUCUUCGAGGAGGACAACAUGCUGAGCAUGGGCAAGAAGAUGAUGCAGGAAGCCAUGAGCGCCUUCCCGGGCAUCGACGAGGCCAUGAGCUAUGCAGAGGUCAUGAGGCUGGUGAAGGGCAUGAACUUCUCGGUGGUGGUGUUUGACACGGCGCCCACGGGCCACACACUGAGGCUGCUCAACUUCCCCACCAUCGUCGAGCGGGGGCUAGGCCGCCUCAUGCAGAUCAAGAACCAGAUCAGCCCCUUCAUCUCACAGAUGUGCAAUAUGCUGGGCCUCGGGGACAUGAACGCAGACCAGCUGGCCUCCAAGCUGGAGGAGACACUGCCUGUCAUCCGCUCUGUCAGCGAACAGUUCAAGGACCCUGAGCAAACAACCUUCAUCUGUGUGUGCAUCGCGGAGUUCCUCUCACUGUAUGAGACGGAGCGGCUGAUCCAGGAGCUGGCCAAGUGCAAGAUUGACACGCACAACAUCAUUGUCAACCAGCUAGUCUUCCCUGAUCCCGAGAAGCCCUGCAAGAUGUGUGAGGCCCGCCACAAGAUCCAGGCCAAGUACCUGGACCAGAUGGAGGACCUAUAUGAAGAUUUCCACAUUGUGAAGCUGCCACUGCUGCCCCACGAGGUUCGGGGGGCAGACAAGGUCAACACCUUUUCUGCUCUUCUCCUGGAGCCCUAUAAGCCCCCCAGUGCCCAGUAGCACCACCAACAGCCCCAGCUGCUGCCAUUUCACACCCAUCCUCCAGCCCCCACCCCUGGGGCAGAGUUUGCACAAAGUUCCUCCAUAGCAUAGGGGGAGCCACUUGGGGGGUGGGAGGCGAGGAGGGGGUCUUUUCCCCCUGGUGGGGCUGGGGGAGCUGUAGCUGCCCCUCCCCCAUCUCCCUGCCUCUCCCCCCUCAAUAAAAUGGUCUUAAACUAC
This is a messenger RNA of Phacochoerus africanus (Common warthog), 1278 nucleotides long. It is a transcript of the gene GET3, whose product is annotated as guided entry of tail-anchored proteins factor 3, ATPase. Gene Ontology annotation, cellular component: GET complex. NCBI's taxonomy places the organism in Eukaryota, Metazoa, Chordata, Mammalia, Artiodactyla, Suidae. Gene Ontology annotation, molecular function: ATP hydrolysis activity; ATP binding. The record is from RefSeq and is a predicted model, not a curated record. Gene Ontology annotation, biological process: post-translational protein targeting to endoplasmic reticulum membrane.